CAUAACCCAGCGUGUCUUUUAGAAGUACUGCUUUUGGGUCUACUUAGAAAGAAGUUGUCUACGCUGGCUUCACAUUGACGAAUUUUGUCACACGAUGACAGGGAAUCUUAGCAGGUGCAACUCCGUCCUCAUAACAGGAGCCAGUCGAGGACUAGGUUUGCAAAUGGUGAAGGACUUAGUAAAACGGAACGAGAGGCCGAAGAAAAUCAUAGCAACUGCGAGGAAUCCAGCCACAGCCAAGGAGCUACAAGAAAUCACCAGAUCAAUCCCUGGAGUUCACGUAAUCGCCCUGGAUGUUGUUAGUGAAUCAAGCAUACACUCAGCUUCUGAAGAAGUUGCUUCCAUCGUGGGAAAGGAGGGAUUAAACUGCCUGAUAAACAAUGCAGCCAUCAACAUCUCCACUGACCUGAACACUGUGACCAUGGAGGCAAUGAUGAAGACCUUCGAGAGCAAUGCUGUUGCCCCUCUCAUAGUCACCAAGGCCUUUCUACCACAUUUACAAGCAGCGGCAGGACAAAACUCUGGGAUGGGUGUGCACAGGGCAGCCGUCAUCAACAUUUCUUCCAUCUUGGGAUCUAUUCAACUGAACUGGGGAGAUGGAGCCCAGUUUAAAAGCUAUGCCUACAGAACAUCCAAGUCAGCGUUAAACAUGAUCACAAGAUGUCUGGCCACAGAUCUAGAAGCUGAAGGUAUUCUGUGCCUGGCGUUACAUCCCGGAUGGGUGCGCACCGACAUGGGGGGCCCGCAGGCAACACUCACCCCAGAGGAGAGUAUAUCUUCACUUCUAUCAGUGAUUUCCUCAUUGACUGGAAAAGAUCAUGGGGGAUACAUGGACUAUUCAGGAAACAAACUACCAUGGUGAUUGUCCUACACAUGGAACGAGUAACUCCCGAUUUGCUCCCUACAUUGGACAGUUAUUUUUGGAUGGUUAGUAGAGGUGGGCUAGAUUGUCAUGAAGAGUUAACAAGACACUUGAUGGAGGACCUGUUUUUCAAGUACGGUACAGCUGUCUUGUUUUGUUUUAUCUUCUUUAAACAUCAAAUUUAAUCUGAAAUGUCAUCUGAGUUUUUUAAGGCUUAUGUGUGAAACGACAUGCUCAUAGGAGCCAUUACAACCCUCCUUCCUACUUCACAUGAUGCUCUACCAGAGACAUGUCCAUAUCUACAGUAUACUGUACCAACUAGGUCUCGCCAGAGACAUGUCCAUAUCUAUACUGUACCAGCUAGGUCUCGCCAGAGACAUGUCCAUAUCUACAGUAUACUGUACCAACUAGGUCUCGCCAUAGACAUGUCCAUAUCUAUACUGUACCAACUAGGUCUCGCCAGAGACAUGUCCAUAUCUAUACUGUACCAACUAGGUCUCGCCAGAGACAUGUCCAUAUCUAUACUGUACCAACUAGGUCUCGCCAGAGACAUGUCCAUAUCUAUACUGUACCAACUAGGUCUCGCCAGUCACAUAUGGAUAUCAUUUGGAAAGGUUAUUGCCCACGUUUCUCCAUAGUAUGACAAUGUCAAUUUGAGUAUCUUCAUCUAUAUUUUUAAUAUGAAUAUGUAGUCCCACAAAAACCCAUGAUGCCUAACCACCCUUUUUGUACAUUUUAAGUACCAUGUAUUGAUACAGUAUUGUUUGUUAUUACACUAUGUUCUUUACAAUAAAUUAAACUGUGGACCAUGCCAAAUA
This is a messenger RNA of Sardina pilchardus (European sardine), 1680 nucleotides long. RefSeq lists its product as uncharacterized. Gene Ontology annotation, molecular function: oxidoreductase activity. The transcript has 6 exons. NCBI's taxonomy places the organism in Eukaryota, Metazoa, Chordata, Actinopteri, Clupeiformes, Clupeidae. Bases 95 to 862 code for a protein of 255 amino acids. The record is from RefSeq and is a predicted model, not a curated record. Gene Ontology annotation, cellular component: cytoplasm.